Messenger RNA from Larimichthys crocea (large yellow croaker), 4751 nucleotides. RefSeq names its product histamine receptor H2b (gene hrh2b). Gene Ontology annotation, molecular function: G protein-coupled receptor activity. Gene Ontology annotation, biological process: positive regulation of MAPK cascade; adenylate cyclase-activating adrenergic receptor signaling pathway. Gene Ontology annotation, cellular component: plasma membrane. The transcript is spliced from 3 exons. Lineage: Eukaryota; Metazoa; Chordata; Actinopteri; Sciaenidae. Bases 317 to 1414 code for a protein of 365 amino acids. The record is from RefSeq and is a predicted model, not a curated record.
AAGGAAGCAGAGGAGAGCGUCCAUGUCUGGGAAGCAGGUUGGGAACCGACCAUGUGAGCGGAGAGUUUAUUUAAGGCCAACAGCAGUGGCGCGUUGAUAAGGGAGAUGGCUGCUAAGUGCUUUCCACUCUGUGAUCUGCUUCUGAACCUGACUGCCUUUAUGCGCAGGAGCCAUGGAAAGGAUCGUCUGAUAGUCUGGAAAGUGAACUGGCAGUAGUUGUGACAUUUCCAGAGAUAAAGUGGAUGAGCCUGUUCAAACAGUUCCCACUGAACACUGCUUCAGCGAACUUGUGACUAAGGAGGAGGAGGAGGUCACCAUGAUCUCCACAGCUGUUCGCUGGCUAUUCCUGGUGUCUUUUAUCAUUCUGACCAUCGGUGGGAACGUGCUGGUUUGUUUGGCCGUGGGGCUCAGCCGUCGACUCUGGCGCAUUGCGAACUGCUUCGUGGUGUCGCUGGCGGUGACAGAUCUCUUGCUGGGCCUGCUGGUGCUGCCCUUGUCCGCCACUGUGGAGAUACGUGGAAAAUGGCCCUUCGGAGGAACCCUGUGUAACAUCUACAUCUCGAUGGAUGUCUUACUGUGUACAGCCUCCAUCCUGACCCUGCUGGCUAUCAGCGUCGACCGAUACCUAGCCAUUUCAGCUCCCCUGAGCUACUCCCGGAGAAUUACCCCUCUGAGGGUGACACUGGCCAUAAUCGCCAUCUGGGCCUUGUCACUGGCUGUGUCCUUUGUGCCCAUCCACCUGGGCUGGAACACAGUGGACUACAGAGUGCAACACUUGGACUGGGGCAUGGGCGAUGAGGACAAGGAGGGACGCUACUGCCAGUUUGAAUGGAAUAACAACUAUGUUCUUCUUUAUGCAUUUAGCUCAUUUUACUUGCCUCUGCUGCUUAUGUGUGGAAUGUAUCUUUGCAUAUUCAGAGUAGCACGAGAACAGGUGCGGCGUAUCCGUGCUGCCAUUCCAUCAUUUGCACGCACACCAUCAACUGCAGCCAUAGCCCGAGAACACAAAGCAACAGUGACCCUGGCAGCUGUACUGGGGGCCUUUGUCAUCUGCUGGUUCCCUUACUUCACUUUCUUCGUCUGCAUGGGCAUAAAGCAAAAGAGAAACCCCCCUAAUACGCUUCACUCCGUGGUCCUGUGGCUGGGCUAUCUUAACUCAGCUCUUAAUCCCAUCCUGUAUCCAGCCUUCAACAGGGAUUUUCGCAGAGCCUACGCAGAGCUGCUUCGCUGCAGAGGACUGUCGCACAGAAAACUGCAGCUCACCCGUGUGUUUGUGCAUGAACGUUUGACCUUUACUAACGGAAAAAGGGCUCCCCAACAGUCUGAGAAACACAUAGACACGGUUAAGAAAGAACCUGAGGGGAAGAGCCUCACACUACAGCAGAGAAACGGUAUCCCUGAUGAGCCAACCUGAAAUGCCACGGAUGCUGUUGUUCCAAUUCCGGACUCUAGACUGUCAGCUAAAUGUUGUAAAUUACAAACUUGCUCUAUUACUCACAGCACCAGAUUAGCUAACCAUUAACAGUAUCUGUUAGAUGUUUAGUGUAUACUGCCAACAAUGUACAUAACUUUUUCUGUCAGUGUACUGGAUGUAAAACAUGAAGCCCAUGGCUUGGUGUGCGUUAUUUAUAUAAAUAAUAAUAAUCAAUGAAAUUCACAGCUCUGAAAUGUUUGUUAGAUAUAUGUAAAUAGCAUACGGGAAUGUCAUUCAGCAUAGAUAGUAUGCUGAGCAUAGCUCCGUGGAACAAAUAGAUGACUCAGUAAGUUUUCCAGAAAGCUGCAUGGAGACACGGGCGGUUAAAAGUUUGCAAAUUGUUUAUUUUCUGUCCCCUGAACGCUGCCAAAGAAAGUGAAUAAUUGACCAGCAAGUUGAUUUGAUAUGUAAAAUAUGUGUAUGUUUGACUUGUCCCAAGCAGGGUGAUGUUAAUGACUUUCUAAAAACCGAUUAACUGCAACUGGACAUCCAGGCAAAUCACAUAAAAAUGUAAAAAAAAAAAAUAUAUAUCUAUAUAUAUAUAUAUAUAUAUAUGCAUAACUGCAGCACUGUCUAACCUUGUGAGUUAUGAUGAGGACAGGUUGCAUUCGAAAAAUGACAUGAUUUAUAUAGUGAAGCUGCUCCCACCAGGUCGGACUUAUUUUUUGACACUUCUACUGCAUCACAAUACGAAAUAAAAUCUACAUUCAUGAAAUGAUCAUUACAACUUUUCUUCCUCUGCACACUGUGUAUGUUGCUAGAAAUUUUUCUCAUGCAUAGACAUAAACAGUUGAAAUAUACUGACACUGCAACCCACUGACUCUUGUGCUCGGUGGUGUAAGAUGAGGAUGAGAAAAGAUCAGGGAUUGUGGAGUCCAGCUGACAAAUUGUGAAAGAUAACUUUGAGAUGCAAGAUUGGGAAGAAAACACGCUGAUAGAUGUGAUACCAGUUGCUUUUAAUAAUGUAUAAUGAUAACAAAUUAUUCAUUCAAAGGCAGAAUUAUUGUUAAUAUAAUAACUCUCAUUAAACCCAUUUAAUUCUAUACACGUUUGCAUAAGCUGUCAACAUAUUGUGGAUACUAAGGUGUACUAUACUCAAUGAGGGAUAAUAGUAUGCUUUAUUUGGCACUUAUAAUGAUGAAUUUUAAUGUCAUCCAUCCAUGGAAAUGUGCAGUUUUUUCAAGCAUUGUUAUGACCAGGACAAGACGAGCUGAGCGAUAAAGUCUAAUGUGAGCCUCGGCACUGGUGAUGGUAGUUGAAGUAGAUUGACACAGUAGGUUGAAACAUGGAAAUGGAAAUGCAUAUUGGGGAGGAGCUGAUGAUUUCCCUCAACCUUGUAGAAGAGGGCAUGCUGCUGAGGGAGAGACAUUAGGUUUUCAAAUAUAGGUUUUAAAAAGCGGAAGCGGUCAAGCCAGCAGCUGCACAGUGACAUAUAAAAUGGAAGUGAUAAAAAAAAUUAUUAACUCUAGUUCAGAACAGGUGUAAAAAGCAGGAGCAUUUAUAGGUAGCAUUAAACUCAACUCGCUUCUUUGAACUGACGUGGACCCAUUUGUGAUACUGUUCCCCGUCACAUCUCACAGCACAGUAAAAAGGUCUCUCAGAGUUUGGUUCUUGCGUGUACAAAGACAUGCAUGUAAAUAAGCUGCCUCUAUAAAAACCUACUGGAAUCCAUCAGAGCAGUCUCCGUGGCUAUAUUUCCAUAUAUGAAGGCUGACUUAGUGCAGAAAUGGAAAGAGUAAAAGAAAUGGUUUGUUUACAGGCUGCAGUGACAACUGUAUAGUUAGAAAUUACAGCGUGACUUCUUGGAAUCUCUGUUGGUUGGCACAGUGACAUCAAUACUUCAAGUUGGUGGCAGCACAUUAUUGCAAACAACAAAUGCUGCUGAUUUUUUUUUUUACUUUGGACAGAGCCAAGUGAGCUGUUUCCACCCCUGCUUCUAGUCUUCAUGUAAGAUAAACUAAUUGCGACACGGCUCCAACUUUACGGUUACCACACUAACAUGAAAGUUAUAAUGAUUUUCUCACUGAAUUAUCAGCAACUUAGCAAAAAAAGCACAAUUCCAAACAUGUUGAAUUAUUACUUUUGGAAUUAAAUAUUCCACACGUGUACUGAUGAAUAAAAUCUCCCACAGUAAUUUCACUACCAUGAUGGGAAUUAACAUGAAUGCCAAGAAAGUUUCACACGCCUUUAUUACUCAUCAAAUGUCACCAUAGUAAAAUCUAAUCAAUAUAUUUUAAGUUUAUAUGUUUGCCUUCAGGUUGGAGCAACAAAUAUUGAAAUUUAAGUUUUAGAUUUGACUUUGGAAAGGUGGUUUUAAUGUGGAAUCAUGUGCAGCUGAAAAUAGAUAUAUUUGAACCAUGAACUGAGGACUGAGACACUUGUCAUAACUUGUUGUAUAAUAAUGAAAAUACCUAAUACCUAAUUUUGCCAAAAAAAGAUAAAUAAAUAAAUUCAUUAUACAUCUGUGCUCUUACUACAGAUCAUCGGUCCUUAAAAUAACUAUUGCUGCCAACCAUGCAGCUUGCUGUUUAGCACUAUUCAACAACAGAAGGAUCAUGAUUAGUAUUUUUUUUUUUUUGUAUGUGAAUGAAUGCUCCUUUUCAAAAACAUAAAGAAUAAAGUGCUAGUUCAAAAUAUCAUCACUCGGUUGCCAAAAUUAUAACACAGAAUUAUUAAUUUGUCUCUAAGCUCUAAAAAGUGUCUACUUGCGUCAAAGGUACAUGGUGAUUUAUGCAUAUCAUCUAUCAUAGAUAUAUUAUUACACGUGUGUCAAAGUUUAGAAAUGGAGGUUAUGUAGGUAUUAAUAAUAAUACAAAGAAAUCUCUGAAUGCAUCCAGGUCACAUUCAUAAUGUUCCCUUUAUGAGGCAACAGGCUCAUUUAAACCUUAUCAGCCUGAGUUCUGUGCAUUUUUAAAUGUUUGAUAAUAAAUAUUGUGCAUAUAUAAAGGAUAUGGAUAUUUACCAUCACUAGAUAGAUAAGUUACAUGAUAGUUGUUGUUAUGGGAGCAAAAAUCUGCCGAUCAAUAAUGCUAUAACUGAUUAAAGAGCCUACAUAUCCAUUAUGGCUCCCGGCAGUGUACGUCAUCAUGUGUUUUAUGAAAAUGUAUUGCUCGCUCUGAAGUGUGCUAAUCAAAUAUUGUGUGUGUUUCAUUAUGUAUAAGGCCUGGUGACCGCGCUACCUCCUGUGAUCUGAAAUGUUCAGUCUUUCAUUAUAUAUCUGUUUACUCUAACACAAUCAUUUCCGAUGUCGCAUCUCUGUUGAGCAAAGAUAAAUAAA